AAUAUAAAAAUAAUUGUACAUAGAAAAAACAAACAUUACAGAGACACAAAGAGGAGAGAGAGAGAGAGAGAGAGAGAGAGAGAGAGCUGUACUUCAGCACAUGGCCUCGCUGCCACUGGGACCUCACCACCCCCCAGACAACCACCACCUUGACCCCUCAAACCUCGCCCCUCCUCCUCCUCCUCGCCGCCAGCCGGACAUGGACUCUGACAAGGAAAUGACAUCUACGGUUGUCGAGGGCAAUGAUCAAGUAACUGGUCACAUCAUUUCCACUACAAUUGGGGGUAAAAAUGGAGAACCUAAACGCACCAUCACUUACAUGGCCGAGCGUGUAGUGGGUACAGGAUCAUUUGGAAUUGUCUUUCAGGCAAAAUGCUUGGAAACUGGAGAGUCUGUGGCCAUAAAGAAGGUAUUGCAGGACAGGCGUUAUAAAAAUCGCGAGCUUCAGCUAAUGCGCUUGAUGGAUCACCCGAAUGUGGUUUCUCUGAAGCACUGUUUCUUUUCUACAACAAGUAGAGACGAACUAUUCUUGAAUUUGGUCAUGGAAUACGUCCCGGAGACUAUGUACCGCGUUCUGAAGCAUUACACCAAUGCAAAUCAAAGGAUGCCACUCAUCUAUGUCAAACUUUAUACGUAUCAGAUAUUUAGGGGUUUGGCCUAUAUUCAUACUGUUCCUGGGGUUUGCCAUAGGGAUGUGAAACCUCAAAACCUUCUGGUUGAUCCUCUUACCCACCAGGUUAAGCUUUGUGACUUUGGAAGUGCAAAAGUUCUGGUAAAGGGCGAAGCAAACAUAUCGUACAUAUGUUCUCGUUACUACCGCGCCCCUGAACUCAUAUUUGGGGCAACAGAGUACACAACAUCAAUUGAUAUUUGGUCAGCUGGUUGUGUCCUUGCUGAGCUUCUUUUGGGGCAGCCCUUGUUUCCUGGAGAAAGUGCGGUGGACCAACUUGUAGAGAUUAUCAAGGUUCUUGGUACUCCAACUCGAGAAGAAAUCCGAUGCAUGAACCCAAACUACACGGAUUUUAGGUUUCCUCAGAUUAAAGCACAUCCUUGGCACAAGGUUUUCCACAAACGAAUGCCUCCUGAAGCAAUUGAUCUUGCUUCACGGCUCCUUCAAUACUCACCAAGUCUUCGUUGCACUGCUUUGGAAGCAUGUACGCAUUCCUUUUUUGAUGAGCUUCGGGAGCCCAAUGCUCGUCUACCAAAUGGUCGCCCUUUGCCUCCUCUUUUCAACUUUAAACAGGAAUUAACCGGAGCUUCACCUGAGUUGAUCAACAGGCUGAUACCAGAGCAUGUCAGACGACAAAGCGGUCUGAGCUUCCCGCAUCCAGCUGGGACGUGAACAAAAAAUUGACAUGAAGUUGAAUCAAACCUUGAGCUAGUUGAUGCGUAUCAAUUAAAAGGAGCCUAUGCGGGGUUAUAUAGUCGGGUUUUGGCAUAACCGGCCCUUUCUUGCCCAACAAAAUGGUACCGUGUGUUUGACAUAGCCGGUAAUUGGGCUAUUCUUCUGUCUAUUUAUGUCAUGUUAGCUUAAAAGGAAUUCGUUUCCCCACUGCUGUAAAUUGUUUUGAUCGCAAAGCUUUCUGAAAGCUAGUGAGUACAAAUGUCUAGCUAGGCAGUUGUCUGAAGAACAACAGGAGAGCUAAGGGCUCUUUUGUAGUAUUGUACUUUUUAAAAUCUGGCGUUGCUUCUCCUUGUGUUAUCUAGUCCCUUGCGGCCGCAGUUAUAAAUUGCUUCUGAAUGUUAGUUUCCUGUUUCUCA
Molecule: messenger RNA, 1761 nt
Organism: Rhododendron vialii
Lineage: Eukaryota; Viridiplantae; Streptophyta; Magnoliopsida; Ericales; Ericaceae
Product: shaggy-related protein kinase eta
Exons: 12
Coding region: 101-1342 (413 amino acids)
Biological process (GO): signal transduction; protein phosphorylation
Cellular component (GO): cytoplasm
Molecular function (GO): protein serine/threonine kinase activity; ATP binding
Source: RefSeq, a predicted model, not a curated record